AUGAUGCCCAGAAUCUUUGCUGCUGUCUUCAUUUUUGAACUCCUGUUUUCAGGCUCAGAAGGACUCACAGAUGACAAUGGUGCAGAUACUGGGCUGUGGAUGUGCCAUCCAGCGCCCAGGUGUGGGGGCGAGAUGUACAACCCCUUGGAGCAGUGCUGUGAUGAUGACACCAUCCUGCCCUUGAACCACACCCGCCUCUGUGGCCCCAGCUGCACCUUCUGGCCCUGCUUCCAGCACUGCUGCCUUGAGUCCCUGGGCCCCCAGAAUCGGCAGGCCGUUGUCAGGUUUAAGGUCCCGGGCACAAAAUCCAGCUGCAUUGACGCCCCCCUCAGCAGGAUCUGUGGCCAGGAAUACUUCCACAGCAAGCCUCCUUCCAAAAAUAAAUUAAUCUGGAACCUCCUGAAGAGCAUAGACUCAAGACACUCAAGACUAUAA
This is a messenger RNA of Pipistrellus nathusii (Nathusius's pipistrelle), 435 nucleotides long. Lineage: Eukaryota; Metazoa; Chordata; Mammalia; Chiroptera; Vespertilionidae. The record is from the annotation of a GenBank genome assembly.